UGUCUGCAAGCGCCAGCCCCAGCCGCACUGAUGCUCAAGCACCUGCAGAAGCAGAGAAAGCACAAAAGCCCUGCAGUUGAGGAAGAAGCCCAAAAAGAGAGAGGCAAAUUAAUUUGUUCAAGGUGACACAGCUGCUCAGCAGCCUCACAGGGGCUGUGACCUCUAGCCUCACGUUUUGGAGGCUUCAAAACAAAGUGAGCUCACUUCCUGUCAAGGAAUCAAGGUGCAGUGUAAACUGCAGAUGGCUACUCAGCUGGAUAAGCCUUUAACCAUGGAAAGAAGGCUUGUAAAGAAGGAAAUGAAAAAGCUGCUGGGAGAUUAUAUUGGCAUCAGACUUCGGGAAAAUGAAUUUGACCCAAAAGGAAGAAGGCAACUCACCUUUCUAGAUGAUAUGGCACACUAUGACCUGGCCAUCAGCGUUGCUCUGCGGUGGUUGGAUCAUUCAGAAGACUUAGCUUGGCUGGAGUGGAAGGACAUGAAAUUGCCACUUCACAGCAGACCUAUGUACCCAAACUAUAGAGAACGAGAAGCAAUGAUUUUAUCAUCUUACGCUGGAAUUUUAAUGAACAGUAUCCCAAUUGAAGAAGUCUUUAAAAUUUAUGGGGCCAAUUCUCCUGCCAAUUCUGGUACUACAAAGGUUCCUCGUGCUCCACUACCCCGGCUCUCCAUGCACCCUUUGGCCAUGUUAACUGCGCCCAAAGCAGUAGAAUAUGCCUGCAAGCAGAGUGUCAUGCUAAGAAGGGGAGCAACACAUAAAAAAGCCAGGAGCAGUUCUACAAAGGAAGCAAAUGCCACAGAAUGGAAAUCAUCAAAAAGAUUUUCAUACUCACUGCCAAAGAAAAAAGUCACUUAGAAACUUAGACUUCUACCGUGGAACUUAAUAACACAACCUCUGGGAAUAGAGAAAAACCAUCAUCUGCAUUUUCUUUACAGUUCAUUUUUGAUGCAAAUGGAAUUGAAUGUUAUAUUUUUUUCUAUUAGAAGCAUUUGCAAAGAACGUUUUGGUAAAAGAAAAAAAUGUGUGUAUCUUCUGCUACUUCAUGGUGACUGGAAGACUGAUAGAUAAUUCAGGGAGUCUAUAACAUUUCUGCAUCAGAGCAGGCAGACGGGCUUUGUAGCAGAUUCUACUAAUGUGUGGCAUUCAGUAUAGUGGAGUAGCAGACCGUUUUCCUAAGUUAUAAUCCAGAAUAAAAUUAAUCAGUUGUUGAUUGCCUUUACUAUGCUCUCAAAUGGAAAAGUAUUUAAGUUAUUUCAAUAAAGCAUUAAAGAAAUAA
Messenger RNA from Chinchilla lanigera (long-tailed chinchilla), 1274 nucleotides. It is a transcript of the gene CUNH2orf80, whose product is annotated as chromosome unknown open reading frame, human C2orf80. The transcript has 11 exons. The record is from RefSeq and is a predicted model, not a curated record. Lineage: Eukaryota; Metazoa; Chordata; Mammalia; Rodentia; Chinchillidae. The coding region runs from base 242 to 853 and encodes 203 amino acids.